AUGCCAUACCAGCUACUUAUUGACCGAGAUGUGCUGUGUGAAAGCAACAAAAAGUUUUUCGUCGACUCUGGAGUGCUAAGAGUGCAAGAAUCCGAGAUAUCGUUAUCAAUUAGCAACAGAGUGGAUGCCGGUCCCUCCAAGCAGUUGAACGCAUUAUUGAAACGGUACGAUGACUGCUUCGCGGAAGACUUGUCGUCAUUGGGUCGCUGUAACAUGACCGAGAUGGAGAUACAGGUCACCACCGAUAAGCCUAUUUUGGGAAAACGCUACCAACUUCCAUUUGCACAACGGACAGUCUUGUCAUCGAUCGUGAAUAAUUUAUUGGAAUACGACAUUAUCCGUCCAAGCACGUCGCCACAUGCAGCCUCAGUGGUCCUGGUAAAGAAACACAACGGUGAGGAUAGAAUGUGUGUCGACUUCGGUACGAUAAAUGCAGUUACUGUGAAGAAACCGUUCCCAAUGCUGAUAUUUGUGGAACAGCUGGCGCGGCUGGGGAAAACCGCUAUUACACCACACUGGAUAUGA
This is a messenger RNA of Rhagoletis pomonella (apple maggot), 525 nucleotides long. RefSeq lists its product as uncharacterized. The transcript has a single exon. The record is from RefSeq and is a predicted model, not a curated record. NCBI's taxonomy places the organism in Eukaryota, Metazoa, Arthropoda, Insecta, Diptera, Tephritidae. Bases 1 to 525 code for a protein of 174 amino acids.